Messenger RNA from Elephantulus edwardii (Cape elephant shrew), 297 nucleotides. RefSeq names its product UPF0452 protein C7orf41 homolog. The record is from RefSeq and is a predicted model, not a curated record. The coding region runs from base 1 to 297 and encodes 98 amino acids. Lineage: Eukaryota; Metazoa; Chordata; Mammalia; Macroscelidea; Macroscelididae. The transcript has 3 exons. Gene Ontology annotation, cellular component: cytoplasm. Gene Ontology annotation, biological process: regulation of signaling; positive regulation of megakaryocyte differentiation.
AUGGAUUUCCAGCAGCUGGCUGACGUUGCGGAUAAAUGGUGCUCCAACACGCCCUUCGAGCUCAUCGCCACCGAGGAGACCGAGCGCAGGAUGGAUUUCUACGCCGACCCUGGCGUCUCCUUCUAUGUGCUGUGUCCGGACAGCGGCUGCGGGGACAAUUUUCACGUGUGGAGUGAGAGCGAGGACUGCCUGCCUUUCUUGCAGCUAGCGCAGGAUUACAUCUCCUCCUGCGGCAAGAAGACGCUCCAGGAAGUCUUGGAAAAAGUCUUCAAGUCUUUCAGACCCAAUGGCAGCUAG